Molecule: messenger RNA, 1419 nt
Organism: Malania oleifera
Lineage: Eukaryota; Viridiplantae; Streptophyta; Magnoliopsida; Santalales; Ximeniaceae
Exons: 3
Coding region: 115-1287 (390 amino acids)
Cellular component (GO): nucleosome
Molecular function (GO): DNA binding; protein heterodimerization activity; structural constituent of chromatin
Source: RefSeq, a predicted model, not a curated record
UUCACCAAAAUCCUCCUUCCAACAUCACAAUUCAAAAUUCUCGAACAAGUUCCAAUCCAGUUUUCAAAUUUCAUCCGCUCCCCAGUUCGUAAUCUUCCCUAAUCAAGUUCCAAAAUGGCGCGAACUAAGCAGACGGCGAGGAAAUCGACGGGAGGCAAGGCCCCGCGCAAGCAGCUGGCCACCAAGGCUGCCCGGAAGUCUGCGCCGGCUACUGGCGGCGUGAAAAAGCCCCACCGCUUCAGGCCGGGGACGGUAGCGCUGAGGGAGAUCAGAAGGUACCAGAAGAGCACGGAGCUGUUGAUUAGGAAGCUCCCGUUCCAGAGACUGGUUCGAGAAAUUGCUCAGGACUUCAAGACCGAUCUUCGGUUCCAGAGCGGCGCCGUUGCUGCCCUCCAGGAGGCCGCUGAGGCCUACCUCGUGGGAGUUUUCGAGGAUACCAAUCUCUGCGCGAUUCAUGCCAAGCGGGUCACCAUCAUGCCCAAAGACAUCCAGCUUGCGCGUAGAAUCCGAGGCGAGAGGCUCGGGGGGAGUGAGCUUAUCAGAAGCCGAGCACAAAUGCAUCCCCUUGCCAUUGAUGCACCGCCGAAAGCACUAGAGCUCAUCAACCAUCUUAUCUCUCUCCUCCUACUCGCCUCCCUUUCUGUCAAGUUGUUCGUCGGGCAGUGGCGGGUUCUUUGGUCAAAAAUCUCGUCUCUCAUCUCUUGGUUGAAGCUUGAAGGAGGAGGAGAAGAAGAGGAAGGAGCAGGACUAGGGCAAGGAAGAUUGAGAACAGUAGGAGCUCGGGGGCCGCCAUGGAAGACCCAACGGAGUAGCCGAAUAGGAGGAUUGGAAGAGGCUGCCAUUGCCGAACAGGAAGAUUGGAGGAGAAGUUCCAAAAUGGCGCGAACUAAGCAGACGGCGAGGAAAUCGACGGGAGGCAAGGCCCCGCGCAAGCAGCUGGCCACCAAGGCUGCCCGGAAGUCUGCGCCGGCUACUGGCGGCGUGAAAAAGCCCCACCGCUUCAGGCCGGGGACGGUAGCGCUGAGGGAGAUCAGAAGGUACCAGAAGAGCACGGAGCUGUUGAUUAGGAAGCUCCCGUUCCAGAGACUGGUUCGAGAAAUUGCUCAGGACUUCAAGACCGAUCUUCGGUUCCAGAGCGGCGCCGUUGCUGCUCUCCAGGAGGCCGCCGAGGCCUACCUCGUGGGAGUCUUCGAGGACACCAAUCUGUGCGCGAUUCAUGCCAAGCGGGUCACCAUCAUGCCUAAGGACAUCCAGCUUGCGCGUAGAAUCCGAGGCGAGAGGGCUUAGAAAAUGGAAAUCUAAAAUGUACUGGUUAGCUACUAGAUGUUUUUCUGUUGGGUGUUUUUUGUUUAUCCAGAUCUAUUGUUAUGUACGCUGUGAAAGUGAGGUGUAUAGAAAGUGGAAUUUCAUCUUCAUCUA